GGCCUGGGCGCGCCGGCUGGGGCUUCGGCCGACAUGGCUGGGCGCGCGGGUGGGGGUGCGGGCAGUGAGGCGGAGUACGGGGCCGUUUGCCUGACCCGGGACACCUGUGUUGCCAUCGGCUCUGACCUCGUGACGCACCAGAACCGCUGCGCAGAUGUGCAGGGGUUUGAGUGGGCGCAGCUGGGCCACGACACGCUUGGUGGCCGCCUCCUCGCCUACCUCCGUGACCAGGGCGCCACCGUACCGGACUGGGCCGUCUGCCGCGUGCCGGCCGGCCGUACCGCCGUCCUGGCACAGCUGCGCGACGAGUUCACUGGCUGGUGGCGCCUGUACUCAGCCCAGCCUGCAGAUACACCCCUGCCUUCCGACGUGACGGAGCAGCUGGAUGACGCCGCGCAGCAGGUGCAGACGGCCUACAUGGACUACGUGCUCCUAGACGCCCGCACCCUGCGGUCCGCUAAGCGUGGGCCGGCGGACCCCGGCGGGGCCAGCGGGCCCAGCCGCCGGCAACGCCAGCACCGCAGCCGCAGUACCUCCAGCCUCAUGAGCCUGGGCAGCGCUCCAUUGCACCCCGGCGGCGCCAGCUCAGUGAAUGUCAACGGCCUGGGCUCGCCGUUGAAGGCGCGGGCGCUGGUCUCGCACCUGCAGCAAGUUGGGGCGGAUGUGGCGAUGGUGCAGGAGACCCACGCUACUGACACGACGGCGCUGGAGUCUUGCCUUCGUGCCGCGCAGGGGGCGUGCCUUCCGUGGCGCCACUGCCUCGCUGCCAGCCCGGCAGCGUCGCCCCGCUCCUGUGGGACGGCUAUCCUGGCGCGGAGUCGGCUGUCCCUUCCAGGCUGCGUACUGCAGCCGCCGUCAACGGAUGCGGCGGGCCGUGUGGUAUGUUGGGAUUGGGACGUGGGUCACCUGCGCCUGCGCUUUGUGUGUGUGUAUGCGCCCACGGCCGUGGCGGACAAGCCUGCUUUCUUUGCCGGGCUGCAUCCCCACCUGGCCACGGACAGGGUGCUUGUUGUCGGAGGGGACUGGAACUGUGUCACCGAUGCCAGUCAGGAGGCGGCCCCUAGCCCGUCACGUGCUGCAGGUGCCCCGCAACUUGCCAGCCUCCUCGCCCAGUUCAGUCUGGUGGACCCUUGGGCGAGCAAGCGUGGCGGCGCCAAGGGCUACACGCAUCCGGCCACACCCAAGCCGGCCACUCCCGCACGCCUGGAUCGGUGGUAUGUCAGUGCCACCGCGGCGCCGUGGGUGGUGGAUGUCGCUCGCACGUACGGGGCGCCUGGGGACCACAACGGUGUGCUGCUCACCCUGUCCUUGCCCGACCUGCCACAUGCGCACCGGGAGCAGUGGCGCUUCCCCACCUACCUGCUGUUUCACCCCUCGCUGCGUUUGGAGCUCAAGCAGCGCUUGGAGGCGCACGUUGCCGCAAAUCCCGUGGCCAGUACAGGUGACGGCGCUUGCACGCAAUGGGAGGCGGACAAGUUCUUCUUGCGGGAGGCCGCCACCAGCAUCCACCGUCGGCAUGCACGCCAGACCCGGGACGGGCUGCAUGGGGUGGUGCUGGCCGCAGACGCGGCCGCUGCCCUGGCCGACCGGCCGGGUGCCAGCGCCGCGCAGCGUCAGGCUGCGGCCAUGGCCAACUUGGCGGUGCGGGAGGAGCGGGCAGCUGCCGCAGCAGCCAGCCACAAUGCCCGCGCUGCACUGAUGGAGGAGCAUGGGGAGCGGGGCACACGCUGGUUCCAUCGGCAGGCUGACGAGCCAGCAGCCGGCGCGCAGGAGCCCAUCACGCACUUGAAGGUGCCGGGGCAACCGGCGCCUGUGGCGCUCACGGGGCCGGGCACGCGCAACACUGUCUCCGCAGCCGCCGCAGCCAUGUACAGCAGCACCAGCCCCACCGGCCUGUUCCGCGUGCAGCCUGUCUGUACGGUGUCGCAGCAACAGCUUCUGGAGGCCAUUGACCGCAAGGUUCCGGCGGAUCUGCAGGCCGCCGCAGAGGGGUCCGGUGACGGCGCCCUCAGUGAUGCGGAGCUGAUGGCAGCGCUGGCUGGCUCCGCCAAUGGUAAAGCGCCUGGGUCGGACGGGGUCCCGUACGAGGUGUACAAGGUUUUCUGGGCGCUGCUGGGUCCGCGCUUGUGUGCUGCUGCUGCCGCUGCCUUUGCUGCCGCUGCAGACGCCCACGAUGGCGGUGAAAUGGCGGCGGCGCUGCCCGCCUCCUGGCGGGAGGGCAUCAUCACCCUCAUCUACAAGGGCAAAAGCCUGGACCGCGCCGAGCUGGCGUCCUACCGGCCCAUCACGCUGCUCAACUGCGACUUCAAGAUGGUGUCCAAGGCCGUCUGCGCCCGCCUGCAGCCCGCCCUGGAUGCAGUUGUGGAUGAGCUGCAGACUGCGUUCAUCACCGGCCGCUGGAUUGGAGACAACGCGCUGUACCUCCAAGGCCUGAUCGAAUGGAUGCGCCUGGACGUGGGCGCGGAUGGCACGCCACGGCAGGGUGGUGCGCUGUACUUCUUGGACAUUGAAAAGGCGUAUGACCGGGUGCACCGACAGUGGCUGUAUGCGUCCGCGGAGGGACUGGGGUUUGGGCCGCGCAUGCUACGCUGGAUCCGCCUGCUCACUGCCAACGGCUCUGCCCGCGUGUGUGUGAACGGGAUGCUCUCUGACGCCUUCCCAGUGCUGAACGGCUUGCCGCAGGGCAGCACCGCCUCACCACCCCUGGCCGAGCGACAGCAGCAGCCCUCUUCACAGCAGCGGGUGGCAGCGGGAGGGCUUAGCGGGGUCCAGCCGGCGGCAGGCGUGGGGGGGCCGCCGGCAGCCAGGCCUCGCCCUGCCGGUGCUGGGCCGGCUGGCGUGCAGCAGCAGCCCAGUGGCGCUCCCGCGCCACGGCCGCCCUUGGAUCAGCAGGCAGCCGCUGGGCAGGAUCAGGAGCAGACCGCUGUGAUGCAGCGGUACUUGGCCUACAUGGCGGACCUCCAUCUCCAGCAGCAACGGCGGGUACAGCAACAGCAGCAGCAGGAGCAGCAGCGCCAGGUGCAGCCGCCCAGGCCCCGGACCGGCUCCCGGUUUGCGGUCCUGGCCACGCUGGGGGGACAGGACGGCGUGGGUGAUGGCGCUGCCACGGCGGCGUCUGGGCGUGGGCGACGGGCGCAACCAGCCGUGCACGCACCGCCGCCGCCGCCACAGCAACAGCCCCGCUCUAAAGGGCGUGGUGGCCCCGCCCAGCUCCCGCAGCAGAGGGCAGGGCGCUUGGGCGGCGGGCUGCCUCCCCCGCAGGACGGUGCUAGCUCGCCACCGCACGUGCCCACUGGGCGGCCGGCCGGGGGACAGCAGGAUGGUGGGGGCAGCGGGUCGGGGCGCCAUGGUGGAGGAGCGGGGCAGGCAGUGCCUCAGCCGCCGCCCCAGGCGCGGCCGCCACUGCAGACGUUACAACCGGCGGGUGGUGGUAAGGGCAGGGGCAGGGGCCUGGGCGCGCCGGCUGGGGCUUCGGCCGACAUGGCUGGGCGCGCUGGUGGGGGUGCGGGCAGUGAGGCGGAGUACGGGGCCGUUUGCCUGAAUCGUGACACGUGUGUUGCCAUCGGCUCUGACCUCGUGACGCACCAGAACCGCUGCGCAGAUGUGCAGGGGUAUGAGUGGACGCAGCUGGGCCACGACACGCUUGGUGGCCGCCUCCUCGCCUACCUCCGUGACCAGGGCGCCACCGUACCGGACUGGGCCGUCUGCCGCGUGCCCAGGCGCUGCGACGCCAGCCAGAGCUAAAACACAUGGGCGCCAGAUAAGCUGAUGACGAUAGUACACCACGCCAGCGCCUGGAAAGAAACGCCGCCCAAAAGGAAACCUAGGGGGCCUGCACAGGUGAUGCAAGCGUCAGCCGCAAGUUCAACUUCGGUGACCCACCCUGAACCUCCUCCACUUCACAAAGCGCGCCACCCGCCGUCCAGAUGGCAACAAAGUGCUCCAGCUUAGCCGCCUUGAGCUGCGCGGUGAGAAGCUGUGUGGGCAGAGCCGACAGGGUUUCAGGGGUUAGCGUGGCGGCAGUGAAACGCAGCUGCAUCACCCUGCGCAGCUUUUUUUUUUUUUUGAGGAAUCAUCCUUACAAGGU
Chlamydomonas reinhardtii is the source of this 4087-nucleotide messenger RNA. RefSeq lists its product as uncharacterized. Bases 34 to 3744 code for a protein of 1236 amino acids. Gene Ontology annotation, molecular function: catalytic activity. The transcript is spliced from 3 exons. The record is from RefSeq and is a predicted model, not a curated record. Lineage: Eukaryota; Viridiplantae; Chlorophyta; Chlorophyceae; Chlamydomonadales; Chlamydomonadaceae.